AUGAAUUCCAUCCUCAACCCAUCCCCCGAUUCGAAGCCGGAGGAUUGCCAGAUUGAAAACCCUCAAAAUGAAAAGAAGUGUGGCCAUGAUCUGACGACAAUAACGGAUGAACCAAAAAGUCAAGACAUGGAGGAGAUUCGUAAAGCUGUAGAAGCUUACACCCCCGACGAAGCUAAGCAAAUUCUCAGAAAAGUCGAUUACCGCUUGGUUCCGUUGUUAGCAGUACUCUAUCUCCUAGCUUUCAUUGACCGGGGAAAUAUUGCCAAUGCGAAAAUCGCUGGGAUGGAGAAGGACCUCAAUCUCCAAGGCUCGCAAUACAACGUAGCGUUAACCCUAUUUUUCGUUCCCUAUGGGCUUUUCGAAGUCCCAAGCAAUAUUGUUCUUAAAAUAUUGCGGCCUUCUUCGGGCUUCUUCCCAGCAGCAACGUAUUUGUUAACCAUCUGGUAUAAGCGCUAUGAAGUCCAGCAGCGGAUGGCAGUCUUUUAUGCCGCUGCGUCUCUUUCCGGUGCAUUUUCGGGGCUUCUAGCUUUUGCUAUUGAAAAAAUGCAUGGCGUUGGUAACUAUGCUGGAUGGCGAUGGUUCGUGUUCGAUUCAGGGCACCUCGAUAUGUUAUUUGGCUUCGAACUAAGAAUUUCGUCUCAUAGGAUUUUUAUUCUUGAGGGCCUUCUCCCUGUUGCUUUAGCCGCCGUUGUUUGGCGAAUCCUUCCAGACAGUCCUGAAAAGGCUCGAUUCCUAACAAAUUCUGAAAAAGAAUUUAUCGUGAAUCGGCUCUCGCUGGAAACUGGAUCCGGCCAUGGAAAGGUUACCAAUUCCGACAAGAUCCAGUGGCAUCACAUUAUCGCAGCUUUCAAGGAAUGGAAGAUUUGGGCUGCGAUCGUUCUCUUCUGGGCCAACACUAUCGGUGUUUACGGUGGCAAUCCCAGCUUCACAGCGACUGUCCCUACAGUCAUUGCCGACCUUGGAUAUACAGCUGCCCACGCGCAACUGCUAACUAUACCGAUCUAUGUACUUGCUAUGAUAGUGACGAUAUUAUUUGCCUUUCUGUCUGAUCGGUAUCAACAGCGCACGCCCUUCAUUGUUGCUGGAUACAUCAUCGCUACCCUGGGAUUUACCGCUCAGUUAGCAAUACCGCAUCCCAAGUUCCCGGGUCUAACUUAUGGCAUGCUUUUCGUUGUUGCCGCCGGUCUUUAUGCGCCUUUCAUAUCCAUUGUGUGCCUGAUUGGGAACAAUCUUGCCCCUUCGUCGAAACGUGCCAUUGCUAGCGCAAGAGGGCGAGGAUGCGAUUAG
This is a messenger RNA of Uncinocarpus reesii 1704, 1287 nucleotides long. RefSeq lists its product as uncharacterized. NCBI's taxonomy places the organism in Eukaryota, Fungi, Ascomycota, Eurotiomycetes, Onygenales, Onygenaceae. Bases 1 to 1287 code for a protein of 428 amino acids. Gene Ontology annotation, cellular component: membrane. Gene Ontology annotation, biological process: transmembrane transport. Gene Ontology annotation, molecular function: transmembrane transporter activity. The transcript has 5 exons. The record is from RefSeq and is a predicted model, not a curated record.